UGUUACAGUAAAAGAAGAGGAGGAAGAGAAAGAGGAGGUGACUGUCACAGUGAAAGAAGAGGAAGACAUUUUUGGAAUGAGGGAAGUGGGGGAGAUUACUGUCACAUUGGAGGAAGAAGAAGAGGAGACAGGAGAUCUGAUUAACAACCGAGAGAGACCAGACUCUCACUCUGACAGAGGGAAGAAGAGUCCUUCAGGGGAACCAGACCCAGAUGCGCCCAAACCAGUGAGACGACACCACUGCUCCCAGUGUAAUUUGAGUUUUAAGUUUUUAUGGAAACUGAAACAGCAUGAGAGGACACACAUAGGGGAGAAGCCACACCACUGCUCCCAGUGUGGAAAGAGUUUUACCCUGUUAGGGAACCUGAAAAAGCAUAAAGGAAUACACACAGGAGAAAAGCCUUUCCAAUGUUCCCAGUGUGGAAAGAGAUUUUCACGAUCACAGGAACUAAAAUCACAUGAGAUGAAACACACAGGGGAUAGACCACACCACUGCUCCCAUUGUGGAAAGAGUUUUACCCAGUUAGGGAGCCUGAACAAACAUAAGAGAAUACACACAGGAGAAAAGCCUUACCACUGCUCCCAGUGUGGAAAGAGUUUUAUACAGUUAGGGAACCUGAACAACCAUAAUAUAAUACACACAGAAGAAAAGCCAUUCCAAUGUUUCUACUGUGGAAAGAGAUUUUCAAGAUCACAGGACCUAAAAUCACAUGAGAUGAUACACACAGGGGAGAAGCCACACCACUGCUCCCAUUGUGCAAAGAGUUUUACCCAGUUAGGAAGCCUGAACAAACAUAAGAAGAGAAUACACUCUGGAGAGAAAUCUUAACAUACUUUCCCAGUCAGAGGACCUGCAAUCACAUGACAGAAUAGAGAGGCUGUGUUCUGACUUAUGUUUUUGAGGUUGUUUUUAAAUGAAAUGUUGAUAUGAAAAAUAUGAUUUGGAUAUUUUAAAAUUCCAAUUAUAAAAUAGAUUUAGUAGAAUGUGCAUUUCUUGAUUUUAACCUAGAAAUGUUAUGAAUUUAAGUUGUUGUGUUUCAUUGAGUUCUUCACGCUAAAGGUGUAUGAACAAUUUGAUGAUGUCGUUCUGAUAACGUUGACAAUUUUUUGACACUCGCUUCCUCAUGAAUGUUCCCAUUAGUAUUAUUCCACCAUGUCAGAGAAAACACAGGUGCUGCAUUUGAUUAAUGGAACAUAUUGUUGUCUGAAUAUAAAUAUAAUGUGGAACGGCACUAGUGGACAUUCAUUAUAUACAUCUGUGUAUUGUGUAUUGUCAUUAUAUACAUCUGUGUAUUGUGUAUUGUCAU
Messenger RNA from Salvelinus namaycush (lake trout), 1307 nucleotides. RefSeq names its product gastrula zinc finger protein XlCGF49.1-like. Gene Ontology annotation, biological process: regulation of transcription by RNA polymerase II. The transcript has 2 exons. The record is from RefSeq and is a predicted model, not a curated record. Gene Ontology annotation, molecular function: RNA polymerase II cis-regulatory region sequence-specific DNA binding; DNA-binding transcription factor activity. Lineage: Eukaryota; Metazoa; Chordata; Actinopteri; Salmoniformes; Salmonidae. The coding region runs from base 77 to 829 and encodes 250 amino acids.